GGCGCCCGUAUUUGUCAGCCCAUAUAUAAGAUGCUCAGUCCCUACACCGCCCUUUUCAGCUGAGCCGCCAUCAGGUCACAGCCAGCACUCUUCGCCUCCUGAUAUCCCCCAAACACAAUCCGACAAAAUGAUCAUCUACAAGGACAUCAUCACAGGGGACGAGAUGUUCUCGGACAUCUACAAAGUCAAAGAGUCAGAGAAUGGAAUGAUGCUUGAAGUGGAGGGAAAGAUGAUCAGCAGGUCAGAGGGAGACAUAGAUGAUGCACUGAUUGGUGGCAACGCAUCAGCAGAAGUUCAGGAUGAGGGCUGUGAGUCUUCCACUGUCAGUGGUGUGGAUAUUGUUCUCAACCACAAACUGCAGGAGACAUCCUACGACAAGAAGUCUUACACAGCCUACAUCAAGGACUACAUGAAGGCAGUGAAAGCCAAACUACAGGAAACCGCACCUGACAGGGUAGACCCCUUCAUGGCUAAUGCACCAGCUGAGGUCAAGAAAAUUCUAGCCAACAUCAAGAACUUUCAGUUUUUCACUGGCGAGUCCAUGAACCCAGAUGGCAUGAUUGGUCUCCUUGACUUCCGUGAGGAUGGUGUCACACCAUACAUGCUCUUCUUCAAGGAUGGUCUGGAGAUCGAGAAAUGUUAAACUUCAAGCAUCUAAAAGUACCCCUCCAACUUCGGCCUCUGCUCACUGGAUUGGGCCUGUGGAUUAAACCAAUCAUUCCCCCCUCAUUCUUACCAUCAGGAACAGAGGCUCUUUUAAUUUCACGAGGCCUCUGUUUUCAUUUCUUGAUUGGCGUAUGUCCAUCACGCCAAGACGUGAUGGUCCCCUCAUAAAAAUAAAAACAAUGACUUUUUGGCAAGCCAAGCCAAAAUAUUUUUUUGGUGGGUUUUCUUAUUUCGUCAUGGAGGUGAAGUUGAUCACUGGCUUCUCAUGGGCCGUGCAUGUCAGCUUCUGGUAUCAGAAGAUGUACAGUUGAAUUCCCCCCUCUUCCCAUUGAAUUAUAGGAUUGUAUAGGAUUUCUUGCACCAUUUGUGAAAAAUAAAAUGAAGCUGCUGGCUAAUUAAA
Myxocyprinus asiaticus (Chinese sucker) is the source of this 1066-nucleotide messenger RNA. Its product is annotated as translationally-controlled tumor protein homolog. The record is from RefSeq and is a predicted model, not a curated record. The coding region runs from base 128 to 643 and encodes 171 amino acids. NCBI's taxonomy places the organism in Eukaryota, Metazoa, Chordata, Actinopteri, Cypriniformes, Catostomidae. Gene Ontology annotation, cellular component: cytoplasm. Gene Ontology annotation, molecular function: calcium ion binding. The transcript is spliced from 6 exons.